CUCACCUGUCAAAUUUCAGUGUGUAAUGGGUGAUUAAAAAUUGCUUUUUCCCAACAAUUCAAGUGCUUUUUUUGAUAUUAUUACGUUUCCGGUCGUUUUGGACUAAAUCCGCGACAUGGCGGCCACGCGAAGACUGCAAAAAGAGUUGGGGGACAUCCGGAACUCCGGGCUGAAGUCGUUCCGGGACAUUCAGGUCGACGAGACGAACAUUUUGACAUGGCAGGGGCUCAUAGUUCCGGACAACCCCCCGUACAACAAGGGCGCGUUUAAGAUAGAGAUCAACUUUCCGGCCGAGUACCCCUUCAAGCCCCCCAAAAUCACCUUCAAGACGAAAAUCUACCACCCGAACAUCGACGAAAAGGGGCAAGUGUGCCUCCCGAUCAUCAGCGCUGAGAACUGGAAGCCGGCCACCAAAACCGAUCAAGUGAUCCAAGCCCUGGUGGCGCUGGUCAACGAGCCCGAGCCCGAGCACCCCCUCAGGGCCGAUCUGGCCGAGGAAUACAUCAAAGACAAGAAGAAGUUCACCAAAAACGCCGAGGAGUUCACGAAGAAACACAGCGAAAAGAGACCGACGGACUAGUGGGGCGAUUACACCAACUGUGAUUUUACGAAUUUUUUUUCUACCACGCUCGAGGGGGCCCUUUAUUUUAUUUUUAAGUGAGUGGACUAAAUCGUGGGAUAGAUUAUUUAAUUCGCUUAUGUAACAUAAUCAAUAAAGAAGUACUUUCAUCCAA
Molecule: messenger RNA, 734 nt
Organism: Tribolium castaneum (red flour beetle)
Lineage: Eukaryota; Metazoa; Arthropoda; Insecta; Coleoptera; Tenebrionidae
Gene: Ubc10
Product: Ubiquitin conjugating enzyme 10
Exons: 3
Coding region: 116-580 (154 amino acids)
Source: RefSeq, a predicted model, not a curated record